AUGGGAUUUUGGAGCUGUGGUAUGAAGAAGCGAGAACAUUUGGGGGUUUUGGGAUUAGGGUUCGAAUGGCAGCUUAUCUUCUCGUUGUCGAUUUUGUUGGCGGUUUCGCAACAAGCGGAGGGACUUAGACCCAUAAGGGAGAAAACUCGAUCAUGGAGCGAUGAGUGGCUCUUUGGUAGAAAACAAGUAACUGAAGGAGGUCCGUUUUCAGCAUGGAAUAUAACAGGAACAUAUAGAGGAAAUUGGAAGUUUCUGGACUCUGUAAAUAGCUCUUCAAAAGUUCAGGACUUCCAGAAAGAAAAUGGUAAUUCUGUGGUGGAGUUAGUGGCUGUUCCAACGAAGAUAACUGGUGUGCAUUAUGUUCAGGGUGUAGGUGUUUUCCAUGACGUGUUUGACAAUGAACAGAAUUUGGGUGGUACCCAAAUUAAUCUUGAAGGUGUAUAUAUAUGGCCCUUUAGACAACUCCGCCUUGUUGCUAACAGCGGCAAGGAGAGGGAUUCAGGGCAAGAAGACAACAAUCUUCUCUCAAAUCCCUAUCAUCUGCUCGGAAUCUUCUCUUCUCAAGUGUUUCAAGAAUCUCCAAGAGACAGAAUACUGAAACGGAAAAUUUCUCCAUUAAAUGAGAUGGAGAAGCACUGUAAUGUCGAAAUAGCUGCUCGGAUAUCUCGUGUGGCUUCUAGUGAAAACAAUGGAGACAGAAACUAUUAUCACAUGGAAGGACUGAUGGAAAGUCCCGGUGUAGGCGAUGACGGUGAUUGUUUCUCUCCUUUGUUACUGAAUGCGACCUCUGUGAAUGUCGAAGUCUACUACAACAAAGCUGUGAACUAUACACUGAUGGUCACUUUUGUCUCUUUCCUCCAGGUUCUUCUGUUGAUACGGCAGAUGGAGCACGGUAACACACAAUCUGGUGCUGCCAAGGUCUCCAUCGUCAUGAUUGGGCAACAAGCGAUCAUGGAUGCUUAUUUAUGCCUUUUACAUCUCACGGCCGGGAUAUUAGUUGAGUCUCUGUUCAAUGCAUUUGCAACCGCUGCGUUCUUCAAAUUCGUAGUCUUUUCGAUUUUUGAGAUGAGAUAUCUUCUGGCCAUAUGGAAAGCAACCCGGCCUUCGAACAGCGGAGAGGGUUGGGAAACAAUGAGGCGUGAGCUGUCCUUUCUCUACAGCCGUUUCUAUGGGAUCCUUCUUGGAGGCAUACUGAUUAUGUACCAGUUCCACAACUACAUGCGGCCGAUUCUUCUUCUCAUGCACUCAUUUUGGAUACCACAGAUAGUCACCAACGUCGUCCGGGAUUCAAGAAAGCCUCUGCACCCGUAUUACAUCUUAGGCAUGACGGUUACACGGUUAGCUAUACCGUUGUAUGUUUUUGGAUGCCCUCACAACUUCAUGCGUGUAGACACCAGCAAGCUCUGGUGCGUAUGCUUCUGCACUUUCAUGUGGUUGCAAGCUAUCAUUCUUCUUCUUCAGCACUAUUUUGGUUCACGUUGCUUUGUGCCUCGUCAGAUGCUACCAGAGAAAUACAACUACCACAGAAGAUGUAAUCAGGAAGCAAGCCGCAAUACUGAUUGCGUCAUCUGCAUGACAGCCAUUGAUCGCAGACAGCGUACCAGUGAUUGCAUGGUUACUCCAUGUGAACAUUUCUUCCACUCGGGAUGCUUACAGAGAUGGAUGGAUAUAAAAAUGGAGUGCCCUACUUGUCGGCGUUCGCUUCCUCCAGCUUAG
Messenger RNA from Microthlaspi erraticum, 1716 nucleotides. NCBI's taxonomy places the organism in Eukaryota, Viridiplantae, Streptophyta, Magnoliopsida, Brassicales, Brassicaceae. The record is from the annotation of a GenBank genome assembly.